Pygocentrus nattereri (red-bellied piranha) is the source of this 1018-nucleotide messenger RNA. RefSeq names its product urokinase plasminogen activator surface receptor-like. The transcript is spliced from 7 exons. The record is from RefSeq and is a predicted model, not a curated record. NCBI's taxonomy places the organism in Eukaryota, Metazoa, Chordata, Actinopteri, Characiformes, Serrasalmidae. The coding region runs from base 27 to 842 and encodes 271 amino acids.
CUCUCAGCUUCUCAAACUCCCCAACAAUGAAGACGCUGGUCACUCUGAUGCUCGUCUACAUGCUUUUCUCAGAAGCUUUACAGGGUUCUGCAGCUCUGAGGUGCUACCAAUGUGACAGCCUGCCAUGUAAUCCUAGACCUGUGGUGUGUUCGCCGUAUGAAGAUCGCUGCAUGCACAUCGGACAUAUGCGUUCAACGUUUUCAAUGAAAGUGUGUGGAACCCAGGCUGCCUGUGAUUCAGCAGGGAGAACGGCAACAUGUUGUGACACUGAUCUGUGUAACAAAGAUUUACAGGCUGCUAAAUUGCUGAAGUGCUACGAGUGUCUGGGGCCGGCAUGUGUUGAUCAACUUGUGGAGUGUACAGUUAUAGAAGAUCGCUGCUUUUCUGCGACCCCAUUUGUUUUUAUGGGCCACAGACAUACGGCAAAAGGAUGUACGAACAAGGCUAAGUGUUACGAACAAAGCGAUGCGAUGACGUGCUGUGACACUGAUCAGUGUAACGGUGAUCAAAGUGUUAAGCCGAGUCUCUCAGUCACAAGUGAGAAUUCUGCUUACGAUUUACAGACUCCUACAUCUCUGAAGUGUUACAACUGUGAUGGACUGAUAUGUGAUCAUCAACCUGUCACUUGUCCUUUUCCUGCAGAUCGAUGCUUUACCCUAACCAAGACUACAUUUUUUGUACUGACUCAUACUGUAAAGGGAUGUUCUACCAAGACUCAGUGUGAGGAAACCGGAACAGACGCAGUGUGCUGUGAGGAGAACCUGUGUAACAGUGCUGAGGGGGUUAAGCUGAGGCUCUUCAUCAUGCUGGCUCCUCUGAUCUCCUCCAUCCUCUUCAUCUGAUCUCUCUGCUGCUCCUCUCUCAGUGAUUCAUCUCUUACUGGAGGAACAGAAAUAUUGUAAAUAUAGUGUCUGGAAAUAAUUAAAUAGUUUUCCUACAUUUAAUUUCUCAGCUGUACUUUCAGAUCAAAUAUGAUGAAUGUUAUAGAUUAGAAUAGAUUGUACUGUAACAUCUGUCA